Molecule: messenger RNA, 1836 nt
Organism: Panicum virgatum (switchgrass)
Lineage: Eukaryota; Viridiplantae; Streptophyta; Magnoliopsida; Poales; Poaceae
Product: anthocyanidin-3-O-glucoside rhamnosyltransferase-like
Exons: 1
Coding region: 160-1572 (470 amino acids)
Molecular function (GO): UDP-glycosyltransferase activity
Source: RefSeq, a predicted model, not a curated record
AUGGUGGUAGUUGGAGAUUUGCUUCUUCACCCGUUCGUCAGUGGAUGUCGUCUCUAUAAUAUUACCGGCAUGAGAAAUUAAACCCCAAAUCAAAGCCUCUUCAUUCCCCAAGUAAAAACAGGCAGCGACAGCCAGCACCCCGCCCAACCAAGCACCACCAUGUCAGGCGGUGGAAAUGGCAGCGCCGCCGUUCCCACUCACAUCGUGAUGUUCCCCUGGCUCGCCUUCGGCCACAUCAGCCCGUUCGCCCAGCUGACACGCAGGCUCAUCGUCGGAUCCAGCGACGGCGUCUUCCGCGUAACGUUCCUGACGGCCGCCGGGAACGUAACCCGCGUCGAGGCGAUGCUGGCGGAGGCCGCCGGGACGGUGAAGGUCGCGCCGCUGGACCUGCCCAGCGUGCCGGGCCUGCCAGCGGCCGCCGCAAGCACCGCAGAGCUCUCCGCCGAUGGCGCUGAGCUUCUAAAGGUCGCGCUCGACGGCACCCGGCCGCAGGUCGCCGCGCUCCUGGCGGAGCUCCGCCCGGACGCCGUGAUCUUCGACUUCGCCGUGCCGUGGGUCUGCGACGUUGCGGUGCCGCUCGGCAUCAAGCCGCUCUACUUCAACGUUUACUCCGCCGCGACCCUCGCGUUGGUCGCCGUCCCCGCUCGGUGCCCCGGCGGGCGGUGCCCGUCCGCGCACGACCUCAUGGCGGCCCCCGCCGGCUUUCCCUCGGACUCGCCGCUCGUCACGCUGCCGGCGUACCAAGCCGCCGACUUGACGUACGCGUAUGAGAGCUUCUACAGCAUGCCGAGCGUGUAUCACCGCUUCAUUCCCUGCUUCGAGGGCUGCGCCGCCGCCGUCAUGAAGACCUGUGCCGAGAUGGAGGGCCCCUACAUCGACUACUUCUCCGCGCAGAUCGGCAAGCCCGUGCUCCUCGCUGGCCCCGUCGUCCCGGAGCCGCCGCAAGGAGAGCUCGAGGAGCGGUGGUCCAGCUGGCUGUCCUCCUUCCCGGAGAACGCCGUCGUCUUCGCCUCCUUCGGCAGCGAGACGUUCCUGCCAGCCGCCUCAGCGACAGAGCUUCUCCUCGGCCUGGAGGCCACCAAUCGGCCGUUCCUGGUGGUGCUCAAUUUUCCCAAGGGUGCGGACGCCGAGGCAGAGCUCGCGGCGCGCGUUCCGCCGGGGUUGGAGGAGAGGGUGAAGGGGCGAGGGGUCUUGCACACGGGGUGGGUUCAGCAGCAGCGCAUCCUGCAGCACCCGAGCGUGGGGUGCUACGUGAACCACUCCGGGUUCAGCUCGGUGGUGGAGGGGAUCGCCGCCGGCUGCCGGCUGGUGCUGCUGCCCAUGAAGACCGAUCAGUACAUCAAUGCAGCGGUGUUCGCGCGCGAGCUCCACGUCGGUGUGGAGGUGGUGCGGCGCGGUGAGGACGGAUGGUUUGGCCGCGAUGCUGUCAGUGAUGCAGUAGCUGCUGCCAUGGCAGCCGGGGGGGACGGUGAGGGGAGGAAGUGGAGGGAAUUCCUUCUGGACGACGCUGUGCAGAAGGGGUAUGCAACUGAGUUCGUCAGGAAGCUCAAGGACCUUGUCAAGGUCGCUUAACUAGAUAUCAAAAAAGAAGGCGCCGAUUUCUCUGAGUACAAGUACUCUCCUGGUCUACAGGCUACAACUCACAAAUGCCAUCUGAAUUUGUAGUGUCGGUACUGUUAUAGUUGAAAUUGUAUUGAGUAUCUCCAACAGUCCCCAAUAAUUCUUUCCUAGUAACUGGAAUUGGAUGAUGUCAGCAUCUCCAAGAGUUCUCAAUCUCACUUCUCCAUCCUUAUUUGUUUGUAAAAGGGCAAAAAAACCAUCUCCAAUAGUUCUCUA